AGAGAGAGUGUGCAUCAUUUGUAAAUGGAAACUGAAUGCAUUUAUUGGAAAGAGAAACUGAAUGUUGGCAUUUUUCAACAAAGAACGACAUAAGCUCCACAUAUCACCUUUUGUUGUUUGUCUCAGUCCUAGAGGAGCAAACUGUGUUUGGCCCUUAAUGUGAUAAACUCCUCCUUGCCAGUACCAAGAAGAAUGGGCCAGGAAAGAGGAAAAUAUGACUUUUAUGUUGGCUUGGCAUUAGCUAUUAGCUCCAGCAUAUUUAUUGGAGGGAGUUUCAUCUUGAAAAAGAAAGGUCUCCUUCGACUGGCCAAAAAAGGGUCAAUGCGAGCAGGUCAGGGAGGGCAUGCAUAUCUCAAAGAGUGGCUAUGGUGGGCUGGACUAUUGUCAAUGGGUGCUGGAGAGGCUGCUAACUUUGCUGCAUAUGCCUUUGCUCCAGCGACUCUAGUGACUCCAUUGGGAGCUCUUAGUGUUCUCGUAAGUGCUGUCCUGUCAUCUUACUUUCUGAAUGAGAGACUUAACCUCCACGGCAAGCUUGGUUGUUUUCUAAGUAUCAUUGGCUCUACUGUUAUGGUAAUACAUGCGCCACAGGAGGAAGAGGUGGAAACUAUUCAUGAGAUGGCCGUUAAACUUAAAGAUCCAGGUUUUGUGGUGUUUGCAACUUUUGUCAUCACUGUUUCUCUGAUCCUUAUUUUUGUUGUUGGACCUCGCCAUGGGCAGACAAAUAUCCUGGUUUACAUAACCAUCUGCUCUGUAAUCGGCGCACUCUCCGUCUCCUGUGUGAAGGGCCUCGGUAUUGCUAUUAAGGAACUGUUUGGUGGGAAACCUGUACUUACUUACUCUUUGUCAUGGAUCCUUUUGCUGAGCCUUAUAGCUUGUGUAAGCACUCAAAUUAACUACUUGAACAAGGCACUGGAUAUUUUCAACACUUCCUUGGUGACGCCUAUUUAUUAUGUAUUCUUCACUACAUCUGUUUUGACAUGUUCUGCUAUUCUUUUUAAAGAAUGGUAUCAUAUGGAUACUGAUGACAUCAUUGGCACAUUGAGUGGCUUCUUCACUAUUAUAGUCGGCAUCUUUUUGUUGCAUGCCUUUAAAGAUAUCAAUUUAACAUUGGCAACUUUGCCCGUGUUCAUGAGAAAGGAGGAGAAGGGAUUCGCAGUGAAUGGGAGUGUACAUUAUGAGCGAUUAGAACACAAUGUGGAAAAUGAAAGCUGUACCGAGAGUUCGGACAUACACUCCUCAGAUAUGGUUUCCUCCAGAAGAAAUGGAAAUAUGAUCACCAUGUGAGAAUUGGAAAACAAAAUGUUAACAGAUAAAGGAAAAGCACUGCCCUGUCUAUAGUAACUCUGCUGUCAUAGUUACCAGAAUUGAGCUGCUUUGUAAAAGGUCAUCUGUGUUGGUGACUUCACUUAUUGUAAAGGUGUCUCUAGGGACAAUCAUUUUUCCAUCAAUGUGAUUGGGAUGGACCAAGGGUUAUUAAAUUGCAUUUUUAUUUG
Molecule: messenger RNA, 1493 nt
Organism: Rhincodon typus (whale shark)
Lineage: Eukaryota; Metazoa; Chordata; Chondrichthyes; Orectolobiformes; Rhincodontidae
Gene: nipa2
Product: NIPA magnesium transporter 2
Exons: 6
Coding region: 193-1284 (363 amino acids)
Biological process (GO): magnesium ion transport
Cellular component (GO): membrane
Molecular function (GO): magnesium ion transmembrane transporter activity
Source: RefSeq, a predicted model, not a curated record